AUGAAGGUCUACAGAGCCGACACAGGAGAAGCCUACGAUGUCGGCAGCUCUCCCAACUCCACCGUGGCGUCGGUGAAAGCUGAGCUGGCGAGCCUGGCGGGAGUGGAGGCGGCCGAUCAGAUUCUGCUCUUCGACAGGUACAAGCUCGAUGACGCGAACACGCUCGCUGCCUACCACCUGCCCGCCGAGGACAAGCCGGUGUUCCUCUUCAAUCGGAAGCAGCUCAUGCCGGGAACGCCGGCGCCCAAAGAGACCGUACUCGGUCCGAUAGAGACCCGCGUGCCGCCCGAAACGGCUGCGCCCAACGCCACGGGCCUCGUGGGCACGCUCCUCAAGUACCAGCACCAGUUCCUCGGCCACCUUAACUUUGCCAAGGCCGUGCUCGUUGCUGUGGAUUCGCGGAUCGCCAUGUCGAGGCAUUGCUGCGCCGAGCAGGACAUGCAAGCCAAGGCGCUGGACGUGGCGGUGGCGCACCUGAACGAGCAGUACCGGCAAGUGCCGCCCAGCUUCGAGGCCUUCAACGAGUACUACCAACGACAGAAGAGCAAGCACGAGAAUCUCCUCGAAUCGUUUGAAACCGACCUCGCGAAGUUGCGGGAGAUGACGCUGCACCCGGCGCUGCGGAACGGAGGAAUGCAGACCCUCAUGGACGUGGUGUCCGAGGCCCGCCUGCGCAAGUGGGCGGAGGACUGCCAGAAGGGCAACGAGCAAUUGAGGUUGCGACUGGAGGAGGUGGAACAUCAAAUCGUGAGCACGCAGAGGGAAAUAGACUCGCUCGCCGCCGGGUUCGAGGUCAACCUCGAGGGGCUCAAGGAGGGACUCAAGAACACGGGACCCCUGCGGCAGGAGGUGGCGUCGACGAAGGCCUCCUUCUCGAAGGACUACAAGAGCGUGACCGCCACCAUCGAAGACCUCCACCGCGGCAAGGGCGAGGGCGGCUCUUGGGAGAUAUGCGAUGGCUUCGACAGCAUGAAGACCGUUCACCUCAAACAAUUGGACCGCCUCACCAAGAUCGACUUGGCCAGCGCAAAGGUGCUGACUGCUUGCGCCGAAUCCAAGCACGUGGCUAUUUUGGAGGCGCGCGUGCGGGACAUCAUCAACAAGUUCCUCGUCCUGCGCGAGGCCCUCACCCGACAGCAGCAAGCGUUUGCGCAGCUGUUCUACGUGCGGUACCUGCCGGAUGCCUACCAUGCGGCCCUGGACGAGGUCGUCCGUCGCAAGGCCUUCGGGAAGCAGCUCGCGGCCCUCUUUACCCAAUUCGCCCAGCGGCUCGCCAGGAUCCGCGACGACGAGAUCAAACAGAGAGACGCGUUCUUGACCAAGCACGGCCGCUACAUUCCUAAGAAUCUCAUCCCCGGACUGCCCGACGAGCUGCCCGACUUUGUGAGCGCCUUUGUAGGCAGGGCGUUCCCAGUGGCGCUGGACAGGAACCUGCCCGCCAUCGAGCCGCAAGUCGACUCGGCCCACGCGGCGCCGCCCCUGAUGAACCUCAACUCUGAGCUGGGCGUCUCUCCGCCCAAGUCGUCGCCCCCGACGGAGCUGUCUGGUCGACUGGGCGCACUCGAAGCCGAGAACGCGCGUCUGGUGGCCGAGAUCCAGGGCCUGAGGCGCGAACGCGAGCAGCAGAAGCAGAAGACGCCGAUGAAGACCCCGAGCCGGGAGCGAGAGCGCGAGGACGAGGCGGCGGCGAUGUACCGCUCGCCCUACUCGUCGCCCGCGGCGUCGUCGUCGUCGUCGUUGGCGUCGCCGUCGUCUUCGAUGACGGGCCUGAGCGGCGCCGAGCGUAAGCGGGUCGAGGAGUCGUACCAGCAGCGCAUCCUGAGCCUCGAGGAGAAGCUCACCGAGACCUAUCGCCAGGCCUCCCUGGCCGAACAGACGCGCGAGGCGGCCGAGAAGAAGGUGGCCGUCGCCGAGCGCGAGAUGCGGAUGAUGCGCGAGGCCCUGGCCCUCAUGGAGGGCAAGCUCAAGGACUGGGAGGCCGCCCGCAAGCCACCGGCCGCCGCACACGGAGCCGACGCCGGGUUCGGCGGAAGCGCCGAUGUGGGUUUCGGCGGAAACAACAGCAGCGGAAGCGUGGACGUGAGCGCGGAGCGGGCUGCGAUGAAGGCGCUGCGCGUCGAGUGCGAGGACCUGCGCGAGCGGCUGAACAAGCUGAGCGAGGAGAACCGGCUGCUGGUCAGCAACCUGCACGAGACCCACGAGACGCUCAUGGAGGAAAAGGGCCGACAGAAGCGGCGCGACGAGGAGCUCGAGGCCGCGGCGCACGACGGGGCCGAGCUGCGGGAGCGCGUGAGCGCGCUCGAGCGGCGCAAGAUCGCGCUCGAGGAGGAGCUCGAGGCUGCGAAGAGGAGCGGCGCCGACAGCGUGGAGGCGCACGAGCGCGCUCUGGAGGAGUGCAGGCGGCGCGAGGCGGCGCUGGAGGCCGACGUGCGCGAGGCCCUCGAGCGGCUCGACCUCACCGCGCGUGAGAGGGACGACCUUCGCACCCAAAUCGCUGCUCUGAAGGACGAGCUGGAGCGGGCACAGGCGGUGCUUGUGGAGCGAGAGAAGGCGGAGCGGGAGAUCGUGCAGAAGCUCGCGCAGGUCGAAGCCGAGAAGGAGGCCCUUCUGCAAGAACAGAAGGCGACGGCGCAGCUGACGGAGGAGCAGAGCCAGCAGCUCGCCAAAUCGCUCAGCAAGGCGCGAGCGGAACGAGAAGCGAGGAAGAAGGCCGCCAUGGAUGUGCUAGCGCAGUACGACAUGGAGAAGGGCAAAUCGCUUUCGGCCUCGACGGCCUUGGCCAUCGCCGACCUGGCGUCGCCCACCUCGUCGGCCACGUUCGGUCUGUCGGAGAGUCCCACCUCGUCCAGCACCUUCACCCCGGGCCGUUCCGGCAUUCCGAUGCGGCGAGAGCGAAGCGGGCCGCUGGGCGAUGAAAUCGGGCGGCAGGAGUUGCUGGCGGAGGCCAAUCGUGCGUCGCAGUUGGUCGAAGAGGAGCAGGCGUCGAUGGCCAAGAGCAUCAGCCAACUCGAAGAACGGACGCGUGUCCUCCAACAGACCCUCUCGAUGAGGGAGAAGGAGCUGGAGAGCAAGAUCGGCGAGCAGGUCGAGAAGGAGGCCGAAGUCACCCACCUGCGCGUGGCCCUCGAGGAGGAGAAGGAGCUGCUCCACAGAUCGCUGCUGGAGAAGGACCUCCAGGUUCAGGACAAGCAGCUGCAGAUCACUCGCCUCGAAGACUAUAUCCGGGCCAAGGAGGAAGAGAUCGCGAGGCUCACGCAGGCGCGCAACGAAGAGGGGGAGCUGCAGAUCGCUCGCCUCGAAGACUAUAUCCGGGCCAAGGAGGAAGAGAUCGUGAGGCUCACGCAGGCGCUCGACGAGGAGCGAGAGCAGCGCCAAGCCAUCGCUGAGCAGAAGGAGGCCCUGGAGGCGGAGAUGGCGGUGCGGCAGCACGACGGCAAGACCGAGGCAGAGGAGCUCAGCAAGACGCUUGCCGGACUCCACGGGCAGCUCGAUAUCAAGGACCGGAACAUCGCCACACUCCUCGAGAGCAACAAGGCCAAGGAGUUCCUUCUGGGCGAUCUGAACGACAGGUUGAAGGAAGUGACGAAGCAGAUGAACGAGCUCGAGGAGUCGCUGACGACGAACAAGAAGGAGCUCGAGGAUUUCCGCAACCUGGAGCAGACGCUGGAGCUCCUGCGCCAGGAGUCCGAGCAGACCAAGAAGGCCCUGGAGGAGAAGAUCGCCGAACUCACCGCCAGCAAGCAACGCAUGCUCGCCCUCAGCGACUUCAAGGUGGACGACCUCAUGUGCUUCGAGUUCGAUUCGUCCGCGGGGCGCUACGAGGCCUUCAACAGGGGCGCGCCGAACUACUUUCUCUCGGAGGAGUCGCGAGAGCUCUUUCGCGAGCAGCACAGGACGAGGAGGGACCACAUCAUCGGCCAGGUCGUGUUCAUUAUGGAAUUCGUAGCGAGAACCCCCUACAGGCUGCCGAUCAACACGCGCUUCUACGAGGUCACCAUCACCAAGAUCGAGACAGAGGCUGCGCAGCCCUGA
Messenger RNA from Acanthamoeba castellanii str. Neff, 4032 nucleotides. Its product is annotated as ubiquitin domain containing protein. Gene Ontology annotation, biological process: autophagy of peroxisome; autophagy of mitochondrion; piecemeal microautophagy of the nucleus. The transcript is spliced from 28 exons. NCBI's taxonomy places the organism in Eukaryota, Discosea, Longamoebia, Acanthamoebidae. Gene Ontology annotation, molecular function: protein kinase binding; molecular adaptor activity. The record is from RefSeq and is a predicted model, not a curated record. Gene Ontology annotation, cellular component: Atg1/ULK1 kinase complex; extrinsic component of membrane; phagophore assembly site membrane. The coding region runs from base 1 to 4032 and encodes 1343 amino acids.